AUGGUGCGGAGAAGACAGUACGAAAUCUGCGGCGUAGAGCAGAGGACGAAUUCGGCGGUGAAGAGCGCGGAACGAGAAACAGUUGCGGCGACGGGGGACCGAGUGCCCAGUAGCCGACCGGACGAGAUACAAACGCCAGUGAGUGACUUGACCCGUGAGUCAAGCGCGCAUUGGACCAGACGAACGCCAGCGAGCGACUUGGCUCGUGAGCCGGGUGUGAGUUGGACCAGACGAAACGAACGCCAGCGAGCGACUUGA
Molecule: messenger RNA, 258 nt
Organism: Phytophthora infestans T30-4
Lineage: Eukaryota; Oomycota; Peronosporomycetes; Peronosporales; Peronosporaceae
Exons: 1
Coding region: 1-258 (85 amino acids)
Source: RefSeq, a predicted model, not a curated record